Molecule: messenger RNA, 15163 nt
Organism: Neofelis nebulosa (Clouded leopard)
Lineage: Eukaryota; Metazoa; Chordata; Mammalia; Carnivora; Felidae
Gene: STRBP
Product: spermatid perinuclear RNA binding protein
Exons: 18
Coding region: 324-2360 (678 amino acids)
Cellular component (GO): precatalytic spliceosome
Molecular function (GO): double-stranded RNA binding; single-stranded RNA binding
Source: RefSeq, a predicted model, not a curated record
GGAGCCGCGAGCGCCACCAGGGCAGCAGCCGCCGCAGCCGCCGCCGCUGGGCAGAGGAGCCGGAGACGCGGGCGGACGAGGUGGCGGCGGCGGCGGAGCGGGAGCGGGGACCGGGCGCGGGCAGAGCGCGGCGGCGCGGGUAGGCUGCGGCGGCGGGGUGUAUUCCAGAGAAUAAGUCUUCAAACACCUUUGCCAUAUUGUCUCUGAGCUGUCAGGGGACUCAGGCUUAUGAGGAGGUACUGUCACACAAAACAGUGUCUAGUGAAGACGACAAGAAAGUGGGGAAAGGAUUGGAAAAAGAAGCUAAAACACUAUAGGAAACCAUGAGAUCUAUUAGAUCUUUUGCCAAUGAUGAUCGCCAUGUAAUGGUGAAACAUUCAACAAUCUAUCCAUCUCCAGAGGAACUUGAAGCUGUUCAGAAUAUGGUGUCUACUGUUGAAUGUGCUCUUAAACAUGUCUCAGAUUGGCUUGAUGAAACAAAUAAAGGCACAAAAGCAGAGGGUGAGACAGAAGUGAAGAAGGAUGAGGCCGUAGACACCUAUUCCAAGGAUCAAGGUGGUCGGACAUUGUGUGGUGUAAUGAGGAUUGGCCUGGUUGCAAAAGGCUUGCUGAUUAAAGAUGAUAUGGACUUGGAGCUGGUUUUAAUGUGCAAAGACAAACCCACAGAGACCCUGUUAAAUACAGUCAAAGAUAAUCUUCCUAUUCAGAUUCAGAAACUCACAGAAGAGAAAUAUGAAGUGGAACAAUGUGUAGAUGAGGCUUCUAUUAUAAUUCGGAAUACAAAAGAGCCCACGCUAACUUUGAAGGUGAUACUUACUUCCCCGCUAAUUAGGGACGAAUUGGAGAAGAAGGAUGGAGAAAAGGUUGCGAUGAAAGAUCCUCCGGACUUACUGGACAGGCAGAAAUGCCUGGACGCCUUGGCGUCUCUUCGACAUGCCAAAUGGUUUCAGGCAAGGGCAAACGGAUUAAAAUCAUGUGUAAUUGUCCUCCGCAUUCUGCGUGAUUUGUGCAACAGAGUUCCCACAUGGGCACCAUUAAAAGGAUGGCCACUAGAGCUUAUAUGUGAAAAGUCUAUAGGUACUUGUAAUAGACCUUUGGGCGCUGGGGAGGCCUUGAGACGAGUAAUGGAGUGUUUGGCAUCUGGAAUACUACUUCCUGGUGGUCCUGGUCUUCAUGAUCCUUGUGAGCGAGACCCAACAGAUGCUUUGAGCUAUAUGACCAUCCAGCAAAAGGAAGAUAUUACCCACAGUGCACAGCAUGCACUCAGACUAUCAGCCUUUGGCCAGAUUUAUAAAGUGCUGGAGAUGGACCCCCUUCCAUCUAGUAAACCUUUUCAGAAAUAUUCCUGGUCAGUUACUGAUAAAGAAGGUGCUGGGUCUUCAGCUCUGAAGAGGCCAUUUGAAGAUGGAUUAGGGGAUGAUAAAGAUCCCAAUAAGAAGAUGAAACGAAACUUAAGGAAAAUUCUGGAUAGUAAAGCAAUAGACCUUAUGAAUGCACUAAUGAGGCUAAAUCAGAUCAGGCCUGGGCUUCAAUAUAAGCUCUUAUCUCAGUCUGGCCCUGUCCAUGCCCCAGUCUUCACAAUGUCUGUAGAUGUGGAUGGUACAACGUAUGAAGCCUCAGGGCCAUCCAAGAAAACAGCAAAACUUCAUGUAGCAGUGAAGGUAUUACAAGCAAUGGGAUACCCAACGGGCUUUGAUGCAGAUAUUGAAUGUAUGAGUUCCGAUGAAAAGUCAGACAAUGAAGGCAAAAAUGAAACAGUGUCUUCAAACUCAAGCAAUAAUACUGGAAAUUCUACAACUGAAACCUCCAGUACCUUAGAGGUAAGAACUCAGGGCCCUAUCCUCACAGCAAGUGGCAAAAAUCCUGUAAUGGAGCUCAAUGAAAAAAGAAGAGGUCUUAAGUAUGAACUCAUCUCGGAGACUGGUGGAAGCCAUGACAAACGCUUUGUAAUGGAGGUAGAAGUAGAUGGACAGAAAUUCAGAGGUGCAGGUCCAAAUAAGAAAGUGGCAAAGGCAAGUGCAGCUUUAGCUGCCCUGGAGAAGCUGUUUUCUGGACCCAAUGCAGCAAAUAAUAAGAAAAAGAAGAUUAUCCCUCAGGCAAAGGGUGUUGUGAAUACAGCUGUGUCUGCAGCAGUCCAAGCUGUUCGGGGCAGAGGAAGAGGAACUCUAACGAGGGGAGCUUUUGUUGGGGCUACAGCUGCUCCUGGCUACAUAGCUCCAGGCUACGGAGCACCGUAUGGUUACAGCACCGCUGCCCCUGCCUAUGGUGGUUUUUUCAUUGACAGCCCCUAUUGCCAGCCUCUGAGCGUCGCACCAUUUAUUAUUCACUUGGGCCCUCAAGAUUUCUUCUCUGACUUCUAGAACCAUCAGGUUGUCUGGCUUGAAAUGGCAAUUUCUGUCUUGGUCUUAAGAGCCUUGUGACCCCCUGAGGCUUUCCAGCUUUCAGAUACACCACUCUGACACCUUCUUUGGAAAGCAAUGACUGAGCAUUUUACAGAAGAGCAAUACUUUUAUUCAAAGCCACGGUGUCUGUUUUAAAACUUCUCCUUUGGAAACCUAGCAAUAUCUGUACUUAAGCCCUCCUAGCGUAGUCUCUUGUCCGGGAGUUUACAGACCAAUGGAGAACUUAGAAUCAGUGUGUGAGCUGUGCUAUCUUCUGACAGUUUUUUAAACUUUUUUAGCACAUAACUUGGGUAGUUGCAUUCCCGACUGCGUCAGUUAGCGCUAUUAUAAUUUCUCAGAGAUAGGGGUCCUCCUUGAAGCCAUAUUCUUUGCAUGGGGGCUGGCACCCAGCCAGGGAUGUGGCCUGCAGCCCCGGCUUCUUCCGGCUGCAGGAGCACCCCCUCUCUUGUGCAAGGUAAUUGGUCCAAUAGAUUCCCAACAUACCUCAUGCUGACUAGAUGCAGCGCAUGGUGCGUGCAGCAAGGAGUCCUGAGUCGUUUGUAGUCGCACAGAAAUCGUUAACCUGGGAACAAACCACUGAUAGAUUUUUCUGCUAUUAGCCUUUCCUUCUUUUUUUAAAAUUUGGGUGAAUGUUUGAAAAUCAUGAAUCAGUCAGUCACCGUUAUUAAUUGAAGAGCUGGGAAUACCUCGUUAAUGUAUUUUUAAAACUGGUGUUGGACCCUCUGUGUAUUUCAGGUUAAUACUUUUAAGCAGUUUUCAGCACGUUUAUCUCACUUUAUUCUCGUUCUCCUCGGACCUUCGUAGCCAUAUCACUUGUAUAAAAUAGGCUGAGAUCUAGUGACUGUAAGCUGUGGUCUCAGUAAACAAAGGUAAGCUCUUUUAUUUUCUGAUUAAAGAGAAAAAGUCAAUGAACACAACGUGCAUAUAUGACAAUCAUACAGGAUGUAUUUGAUCUCUUAGGUCUUAUGUCAUCAUGAUUACCUUUAAAAUUUUUAUGAUCUAAAUGUAAAAUAGUUAUUUUCAGCAUUUGUUUUAAUACCCUUGUAAUUACUUUUUAUUCAAGAGAGACAUUUCACUUUUACGAGUUAAAUGUGUAUAUGUGUGUAGAAACUUAUGAUAUAACAUAUAUGUGAAUUACACACACCUGUUUAAGUAAAAGAGUUUGGUGGUGGGAAGAGUCACCUAAGAAGACUUUAACGUCAGGGCACUCUUUGGGCCAAAGUGCUAGAAUUUCAUAAGCAGCAAGAUUGGUAACAAUGCUGGUAGGAUCCAUUUAUAUGUAGCUGUUACACAAGCAGAGGAUCAAAGUGCCAAUUUCUCAAGGAGAGAAAUUUCUCUGAGAAAUGCAAAUCUCUGAUCUGUGUUGUAUGCCCAAUACAACAGCAGUAAGAAGCCAUAAAAAGAAAAAGCAAUAGAAAAUUAAAAAAAAAAAAAAAAACCAAAAUAUUAAGGUAACUAUGGAAAAAUAAUAUGUCAUUGACUGUCAUUAAGCUAACUAUUUGCAGAACCAACUCUGGCAAGACUCAGAAUGGUAAAUACCCAGUCUGCAGAGACCAAAUAGACUUCAGGCAAUUCAUCGAGCUUUUUCCAAGGUCAGGUAGCUAGACGAUUAAUUUCCCACCUUCCUCAACCAUCAUGGAGUUCAUUUACAAGAUGUGAGGGUUAGGCCAAAUAUCUUAAUAAGGAUUUGCUUCAUUUAGUGUGUCCCAUAAGUACAUUUCAUAUGUGAUAGAUGUUCUGUGCUGAGGCCGUAUUUCAUAUAUAUAGAGAUUAAAAUGAAAUUUCAUGUUUUAUGUGUCUCUCAGUAGCGGUUUUCUUUUUAUUACUAACUUUGAAGGUUGCUGGAACAACGUUUCUCCCAUACAGAAUCUGUAUGUACGUCAAACGUGGCUUUGGCACCCAUAAAAGGUUGUAUGAGGCCUAGCUGAUGAGGACUACGUAGGUUCCCGUUCUCAUCCAACAGCCGAGUGUCCAUUAUGUGCCAGAUCCUUCUCCGGGCACUAGCAAAACAGAGGCUCUGCCCAGUGAAAGCAUUUUAAGUCUGAGAGUGUCCUUGUUGGUGAAAUUGGGUUGAUUAUAAAUAUCCUACGUUGGGAGGCAGAUGAUGCAUUAGCAGUGUCAAAGGAUAAUGACCUUGAUCAGCAGUUUAUUUAUACAUUAUUUAAUAAUAUAAGCCCUCUGACACCACUGAAAUGGCCAUCAUUUGGAAAUUCACUCAUUUUAAAUAUUUCCCUGGCAGUUUUGAGAGCCUGAAACCAACUCUGUUUUAUGUUCCUGGACCUCUCUCCAAGUAAGUGAAUGCAUUGAAAUGAAAAACAAUUAUUCCAGUCCUUUUUAAGCAGUUUUUAUAGUAUAGCAAAGACCAAAGUGGUUGCUGUAAACACUGACCACAUUUUUUGGACAAGUGAGGGGAGUUUUACCCUUACAAUCAAUCGUUCAUUAUAACUUGCCUGUUUAUUAGAUUUCUUUAAUAACUGCAGUGGAGGUAAAUGUUCAAUAGUGAGUUAGGGAAACAAACUAAGACUUGCAGAUGCGCCUUCACCCUUUCCCCCAGCAGUUGGAUUUCUAGUAGUCGAGGGCCCUAAAAACUAGGGACAUUAAGAGCAGUUAAAGCUGAAAACAACCUGCUCUGUGAAUGGUCCUCCUGUACCUCCCACUCAGCACAGGCCAGUGCGUCCUCGGUGGUGGGGAGCAGGAUGUAGCGUGUCUCUGAAGUCCUCAGAGCAAGAAAGGUUCUGAUGCCACGCCAUGCGGUGACCAUAGGUCUCUCAGUGUCUGAAGGAGGCCUGGCAGGGAGACGGGCAGUAAAUGAAUAACAGCUGCAGAGUCCAGAAACUACCUGCUGCUGGGGUGAGUUUCAGUCUGAUGUUUCUCUCUAGCAGUUACUUCCAGGGCACAAACUAGUACUUCUUAUGUAAGAGUGAGUCUCUUCCCUUCCUCAUCCCAUCUUCCAGAAAGACUGUUUUAAGUCAAGAAUUCAAGUUGAGUUAGUUGUAAGAAUAGAGAUCCUUUCCCACAUUAUCAUUUUAGGUAGGAGCUAACAGCUUCCAUUGAUACUUGAAGCAGUGAUCUUUGGAGAUUUAAAAAAAUAGCACCAUAGUGCAAAUUAGGUUAUGUAAGCUUUACAGCACAGCUAGAAAUAGGGACUAGAAACCAUGUGGGAAUCUGGGCCAAAGGAUUUUUCUCCCUCCAGCAAAUUCCCGUGGGGCUUGGGAAUUGGAAGAGUUAAUACACGCAAAGUGCUUUGAAUAGUACCUGGUGCCCAGAAGUUCUCGGUCAGUGUUGGCGGUUCCUGCCAUGGUUGGCUGAAGUGACAGAAGGUAUGUGAGGGAAGCGAGACUGUGCUGGCAGGUAGCUGAGAAGCAGGUGCGUGACCUACUCAGGGGAGCUGCAUUGGUUCCUUGGUGGUCGCAGGUUUCGGGUGCUUCCAGUCUUUGAGAGAGGACUCCUGGCAUCAGGGGACUAAACAGGAAACACAGAGCAAAUGCUUGGUGAGCGAGGCAGUGUGGGGAGGUCGCUGCACACCCAUGCUGACUGAGAGUGCCCGUGUUUCUGCUGAGGUGGUGAAAUCAUUGGCCAGUCUGCUGCCAGGGAUUCAUAAAUCCUUGCUUUGGGAUUUAAGUGUGCUUAGAACUUCAAAAGGGCUGAGCUUAGAAUAUCAACCUGCUGAUUCCCAGUUUCCUACCAGUACAUUAAUAAGAAAAAAGAGGUGCGUGAUUUCAGCGAGGCCUGGAGCUCACCGGUGUUGGACCGAUAGUUCUUGUAAACCACAGACCGAGGAGCCUGGGUGGCACGCUUAGAAGGCCGCUGACCCUGCCGCUCCCCUUCAUAGCAUUCCCGCAGCUUCUCUCUUCCAGUUUGCUUCACCACUUUGGAAAUAAUCUGCACUCAUCGCUACACGAGGCCUCCCCUGUUUGCUCUUCUCUCAGAAAACACAUCUGCCUCUCCAUCCCACUCUUUUCAGCAGAAGGAAAGAUGGGUAGAUGGUGAGACGGAUGCUGUUGGUUGAAUAGCAUAGUCCUGUCCCUUUCUGCACAGGCUUCAGGCACCUCUGAGGAAGGAUGGGUGGGUGCAUCCCCGUCCGCCGGCACGACGUACGCUAGGUGGGGGAUUACAGAUUGAGUUCUGGGAUGCUCCAAGUUUAUAAAAACUGUGUCGGUAGGGACUGAGCAUUACCUUUAUUAAAGGCAAAUAAGGUAGAUUUGCGUUAUAGUCAAGACGUGUCGUCGUCGUCUUCUUCUUCUUCUCCUUCUCCUUCUCCUUCUCCUUCUCCUUCUCCUUCUCCUUCUUCUUCUUUUUUUAAUGGUACCAGCGAUGGGAAGUGAAAGAGGAGGGGACAUGACAGCAACAGCUUCAGGGGAGGCUCCAAUGGCCUCUCUCUUGCUGUCCCCCCAAAGCAAGAGGCUUUUCUUAAAUCCAAGAGGUUCCCCCAUUCCUCAGCUGUGGCCGUUUGGUGGAGUCAUUUCCUCAUUGAGCCAAGGUUGAGGGAAGGCCUUUCUUUUCUUCAUUUCUUUUUUUUUUUUUUUCCCCCUUGACCAAUCAGUUUUAACGUCUUCACCCCUUGGUCUUUCUAAGCAGGGUCUUGGUGAUUCGUGGCAGAAUUUUGCCAUUUGGCAUUUCUGCCAAGUGCGGCUGCCCCUCCGCGCUCUGCCCAAGCAGUGGACGGGAGACUGACCAGCAUGUCCUGGCUGGAGAUGUGUGGUCCUCACCUCUUCUGCUGCUUCUGGCCCUAGGAGGGCACGGGAUUAGCCCGGCAGGCCUGCGGACGUUCUCUCAGCGCUGCCUGCGGCCCAGUCUCUCAGCCUGCCUCGAGUCUCUGUACGGCUGGGACGGGUGGUCUCUGCUUGCACAUGUCAGCUGAAUGUCUCCGGUAAUGGAGUUAACAGGAGCCUUCUGUUUAGGUCAUUUUGGGCUGUGGGCAGCAGUAGAUUGGAGAAGGAGCAGAAGAGAGAGAAGGAAGAAAUGCUGAAAUUACUCUCUUGCAUGUGCCGGGCACUUGGACCUUGUUUUCAAACAAUCUUCUUGGAGGUGGUAUUCUCAUUCUCAGAUAAAAAAAAAAAAUAGGCUCAGGGUUCAGGGCUGGAGUUAGGAACAAAACCCCAAUCCGUCCGAUGCCAAAGCCUCUUUUACCACACCGUGUGCGCUGUGGGUACCGUCUGGACAAAGGGGAGGAGCGCGCCGGGUGGCAGGAAGGAGGUGUGCAGGCCGUGGGCCAGGCCCAGUGGGGGCCUCACACCUCACAUGGGGUCACAGGGUCCUGAGAUCACAGGCGCCUCCUGUGCUGGAAGCCAGGCUCUCUGACUUGAGGCUGUUCUGGACCAGAUAUCCUGGCCUUUUAAAAAUGGGGCUGUUUUUUGUGAGACCAAUUGGGAAAGAUUAUAUAACUGGAAAGAUAGGCUGGAAGACUUAGGUGUGGUUGUAUAAACAGAGGAAGCCCUUGUAUUUCAAGCUUUUUUUUUUUUUUUUUCUGUUUGAAUAUCAGUGACAACUUGAGGUAUAGGUUUUCAUUCAGCUAAUGCUUCCUGCGUAUAUGUUCUGUCUGGCCUGAGAUUGGUGAUGGGGAUGUCUUAGAAGAUUUGAACCAAGACACUCAAGGCUGGCAAGGUUCUGACUCACAGGGUAAAAGGAAGAGGGGCCUGGAGGGCUGGCAACCCAGGUUUGGGGUAGAAGUGUCGGGAGCCGUCCUGUGCUGAACAGAGCUUGGGGAGUGCCGGAUUGCAGUGGCCUGUUCCGAUUGCCAGGACUUUCCCCAGACUAGGCUUCAGGGACGGUGGCCAGCCUGAAGGUCGCAGGCGGCCCUCUAGGUUGCGCUGCGCUUGGUGAGCCCUGCUGGGAUGGCUUUGAGGUCUCUGAAUUGCUGCACUUGAGCCGUUCUUCCGAACUUGGCUGAGUCUCCCGCUGCUGCAGACCGUGUCGCCAGCUCCUUUGCUAACAAUUGCCACCUGGGUCUCUGCUUAGGGAUAGGUGGGGUGGGGAUGGAGGCAGAAUCCUCUCCAGGGAAAGACAGUCCUCCCUCACCCCAAGUCAUUGUCCUUGGCAUUUGGCCAUUUCUCUGCGCCACCUGCCGUGAUGCUGGAGGGGAGCAGGAGGAAGGAACGGUUUUAAACCCAGGUUGCACGAGUUCCAGAGCAGUGACUUGUGUGAGGAGAGUGAGUACCUGGCCCAGCGCUCGCUUAGCAGCUGUUCUUUCCCAGUGGCCGAUCUGUUUCCCACCCUGCCCCUACAGUGUGGAGAAUCGCCGGGCACGGACUGUUUUUCUUCCUGAGCAGGCAAGGCUGUCGAAGCCCAGAGAGCUCUCCAGAUCACCCAGCUUGUUUGUGGCAAAACCCUGUGGCUCCUAAUGAGUUUUUAACCACACAGAAGAAAUGACAUGUCUUCCACUGUUUUUGGAGUUAACAGAAGCCCUUUCUUGGGGACGAGAGUUGAAUUAGACAACAACUGUGGGAUCUAGAAAUGAUCUCCUUUUAUAGAUGAGGAAAUGAAGGCUUAGCCAAAAUGACUUGCCCCAAAUUAUACAGCAGUAAGCGGCUGAGCCCACCCAUUCUGCCAGCACUGUGCUCGGUACUAGUGGUUUGUCUUACUGGUCUAGACUGCUUGCCUGCCCAGUUUCCCUUUCUCUCUCUGAGGCAUUCUGCUUACCUCUCUUCCACACUUCUGGGACAUAUCCUGUGUGGUUUGAAACAAAACAAGCAAAAACCAAUGCUCCACCUCUCGCCCUGCCCCCUGCCAUGUGGAGGAAAAAAAAAAAAAAAAAGAAUCCAGACUUUGGGCUUAUUCUUUCUCUGGUUCCUUUGGAGGAACUGUUAGCUUGCCCCUGGGCUUAGGGGACUGGUUAACCUUGGGCCUGGCAGCCUAUUCUGUUACUGUUGUGCCUGUUUCCAUACCGUUUUUUGGUAGCAGAACUGAACUCUGUAAUCAAGUGUAGACCAGUGAUUGCCGCUGGAGAGACCCCCAGGGGUUGGUAGGCAGGGAGGGAUAAGCUGUUGGAAGUGUGAUUUUCGUAUUCUUCUGCAUCCAUGUUUUGGUUGUUGGCUGUCGUCUGUCCCUGCCUAGGCCUUCAUUAUCUGCUCCACCCAAAGGAGUCAUCCUCACAGUAACACGUUGCCCACGGUGCUCGGAUGCUGUGGGAUCUCACUGGACCCUUCCAUCAUGGAGAUGUUCUCAGAAGUUGCUCCGCUUUCUAACAUCUCUCAUGUCCUUGGAGGCUAUGUUAAGGGAAAUGUCGUGGACAUCAUCUAGGAGGUGAGAAACCUCUGGAAGGUGGCACCUGGGGAACUUGGGAAAGCCAAGGGCCCCUCUAAAUGAGAUUCACUGAGGCUGCUGGGGAGACCUGGGGAGAUCACGGACCUUUCCAUCAGCUAUUUUAAAGGGUUAUUUUGACUUGUACGUGACUCUAGAAGGAAGGUUAAAGACGGUUGUAGGAAAGCAGUUGGGCAGUUUGGGCAGUGUGUGCCUCCCGAGAUGGUGGGGCUGUCCUGGGAGAUUAGGUGUGAUGAGAAGCGAGGCCGGUGGUGACCAGGAAUGUUUAAGCAAGCCAGCUAUUUGCACAGUGCAGAGGGAUUUCUUCCACGGGAUGUCAGGUUCGGAUGGCACGCCGAUGUGAUCGGUGACACUGCCAAGGCCACUGCUCCCCUCUUUGGCACGUGGAUUCGUUGAGAAACAUUCACUGUCAACUACUGCUUGCUUCCCAGGCUCUCCCAGCUGGAGAAAAUGUCAAGAUCUUCUGUUUAGACAGCGGAGUAGAAGGCGAAACCACUGACCGAGGUGGAGUGCACAGGAAGGGGGAGCUCAGGGGCCUGACCAGGUCAGAGCCGUCUCCUGUGGUUGGGGAAGACUCUGGCAGGCCUCCUGCUCCGUGAGGAGGCCUAGGACCUGAGCAGCUUUGACGGGAGUGGCAGAGGCUUCCCGCGGAGACUGGCAUCUGCACUGGAUGGAGGUCUGCCAGGGGGGUCAUGAAGGAGAGCUUUCCAGAAGGGGGCACAGCGUGCACAGAAAGGGCAUAGCCUUCUGGAGCAGCACGAAGGUACUUGCUGAUGGCAGCUGGUACCUGGGGCCAAGAUGGGGAAGGUGUGGGGAGGGAAGAAGGUGCUGGCAGGGCAGGAGUGGGCGAUGGGAGAGGGGCGGCAGUGUGGGAAGGGCCAUCUCUUUUGGGCUGGGAAAUGGGGGUUUGGUGGGCCCAAUUUCUCAUCAGUGGGUGGCUGUGAGCCCUCUUCUUGUGCUGUCUGGGUUAGUGGCUCUUUGGCGGUGGAUAGAGAGGUGUGCAGUCCGGCCAGUCAGCAUCUUACCCUUGCCCCGAGUUUCUGCACGUGCCUGCUCUCGUGGUCUCACCAAAGGGAGUGACAGGUAUUGAGUGUUCACUCCUAUAGAGGCCCUCUGCUUUUUAAAAAAGUAAUGUUUUGGUUUCUUUACCCGGGCAAGGUCCGGAGCUCCUUGGAUUCAGCACCUACAGAACAUGGUUUUUACUUAGUGGGAAGUUGCAGAUUUGCCACACAGAGCACUUUAAAGAGAGGGGGGGAAAAACCAUGUAAGAUUUUGGCGUCUAGCUCAGUCCUCCCACCUCUGGCUCAUCCUGGACGGGUGGCAUAGAGCACUGAAAGGAGUCAGGGUGGGUUUCUGCACCUCUCUUAUUUAUAUAGCUCUCUUGGGGACUAAGGCUAAAGAGGCAGCUGUGGUUUUGAACCUUCAGGUCAGAACUAUGCAAGGUUACAGGUGCACUGAGACAGUGAUCCUGUCUGCCUUUGGGGUGGCCAAGACCUGAGGGUCAAGUGUCUGCAACUUGUCUUCUUACUCUGUUGGGCCACAGAAGUAUCACUUGUGUGUGUCACAAUGUGGAAAUAUAUGGGAGCACUCCCUCAGACCUGGUGUCAGCAAACUUUCUGGAAAGGGCCAAACGGCAAAUCUUCCAGACAUGGCUAUUCAGCUUGGUUGUGGUCACGCAAGAGCAGCCAGAGAUGGUGCAUAAGCCCAGGUGUGGCUGUGGUCCGAUAAAAUUGACUUUAAAAGAAACAAAAGAGUGGGCCUUAUUUUGCCUACCCCUGCCUUAGGCUGUAGAGACUGACCCUUUGGCUUAAUUAUGACUGGAAACUUCCUUCCAUCUGCCGCCUGGCCCAUCUACCUGAAACAGAAGGCUUCCUGAGCAUCUGUUCUGUAUGAGCACUGGGGAGGAAGGGGCAGUCCUGGCCCGUAAGGACCACAGGUUUUGGUGGGGGGGGGGGGGCACUGACAGGUGAGAGCAACAUGUAGAACAGAACAGGGCUCAAGGAAGUCCAAGGUGACGGGGCCCCAAUGACAGAAGGGCUAAGGGCAAAUCAGGAGAGCCCUAGGAAGCUGCUCUGGAGAGGACACCAAGAACCGUGUAGUCACACAGGCAUGUUGGGCCCAGCCUGGGCAGGGCCCUGAAUGCCAGGCUAAGGAGCUUGGGCCUCAUUCUCUGGGCCCUGGGGAGCCAGUGAGAGAUUGUGUUUAGAACAGUAAAGUGAUCACAGGUGCAUUUUAGAAACGGCACUCUGGUCAUAGAAGACCAGAGUUGUGGUUGCAGAUGGUAUCUCGGUUUUGUCCGGACAUUUUAGGCAAGAGUUGGGUGGGUGUUGCUAUGAGUAGAAAGGAGAGGUCCGGAGAAUUGGUUGUUCUCUACCGUUCUGACUUGGCGGAAUUUGAUAAGUCCUCUGUCUCCGGGCCUGUCUUGCUACCCUUUUAAAUAAGGGCAAGACAAAACCAGGAUUAGAUUCUGGCUUGGGGCCUUGAUGUGUGAGAGUAAAAGUGAGUUCCCCUUGCUCCAGAAUGGAGUUCAUGGCAGGAGAGCUUCACGGAGCAGACUCCCUUCCCGUUGGCAUGCAGCCAACACACGAAACAGGCCUUGCGAGAAGUGCAGAGGAUGGUCAGGACUCUGGAGAAGCCUCCAGGCCACUGAGGCAAGAUGCCCGUACGUGACAGGCCGAAGCCAACACCGCUCGGGUGUAUCACAGACUGCCUGAGGCCAGGCCUUCUGGCGGGUGCAUGGGGAGACGGAGGUGAGUCACUCAUGGUGCCUGCCCCAAGGUGCUCAAUGUAGUUGGGGCGACAAAAACAACUAUAAAUGUAUAUAGUCCUUUCUAUUUCCCCGAUAUCCACAACCCCCGCCCCCCCCCCACACCCCCCGAGAUUUCUAGGCAGGUGGAAGGAUGCUUUUUACUGAGCCAUGGUGAGGUGUGAGGGUCGGGAGCUGCCAUGGGAGGGCCCCUGGGGACUGGAGAAAGGCCACCUAAUCUGAGUGUGUGUGCACCUGCUGUCUCAGCGAAUCCCCCACAGGCCCCUGGGAGGGGUGAGGCUGCCUGGCGCCUGCAGCUAGGAGGUGUGGCGUCCGCACUGGCCUUACUGAGAGGUGGUUUCUUCGUGGUCCGCUGGCACCCUGAUCAGGAGUGAGGGGUCUGGUGGCUGCCCUGGCUCCCUGGGGAGCUGUGUGACAUCCUUGCUGGGAACCAGGUGAGGGUUAUGGAAGGAAGUUUUGGUGAGGCUGUGCCUCCAGGGCAUGUUGGAUGCCCGCCUUGCUUGUCAGGCUCUCUCUGGUGGAGGGUGGGCCUCUCGGACUUUGCUGCCUGGUCUUGUCUUUUUGGGGGUGUGGAGGGGGGGCUCUUGUGCUCUUAACGGUAGGUGUGGGACUUGGCCGAGGGAGGAGCACUCCUUGUGUUUUCCAUAGGCGUUUCUCCGCUCCUCCAAGGGGAAGGACAAAGGUGGGUCUGGCUGUAUGCAAGGUGUGGCCGUUAGAGGCAGCUUGGUCCUGGCCCCGGCCCUUGCCCUCUCCUCGUCCCUGAGCGUAGGCUUGAUGCCGUUUUCUUAGCAAAAUAAAUGGUCAGAAGGUUGCUUUUUUUCUUUGACUCUAACCUAAAUAUUUCUGUUUUUCUGGAAAGUCAUGUUUUUUUUUUUGUUCAUGGAAACUAAGGGUAGGGACAGGAGUGUUAGUGCAGAAGACUCUUUAAGGAGUCCCUUUUCCACUGGUAAUUUAUUAAGUUACAUUUAAGUGUCCAGCCUCUUUCUCCCCUUUUCCGGGCUGAGCACCGCUCCCCACCUCGGGCUUAGGAGUUGGUCUGCUGUGUCAGGGGCAAGACGUAUUGCUCCAGAUGGGCUUGUUUCCUGGAUAUGUGUCACUGUGACGCAUCCUUGAGUAACCUCAUCUGUGGCACUGACCCCUGAGGUAGUGACGAUGCCCACAGGAGCUUUGGAAUUCCGUGCCAGGCCAGCCCCGAUUCCCCACUUACUUCUCUCAACCUUUUGUGUCAGAAGUGCUGCCAUUAGACGCAUCCCUUUCCCUGACCAGGACGGCAUCUCACGCUCAGACCAGCCCUGGGCCAUCAGGUAGGGUUCGCACCGCUCCCCUACUUCAUAGAGGGAACACUGAGAGCUACCCGUUCCCUCGCUCACUUAAUGCAGUGGUUUCUCAGCACCCGGCCGGGCUAUGGCUAUGUGGGAGGUGGCUUAGCUGCCAUUUUUUGCUACCUUUCUUGGAGAGGAAGGCUUGUUUCUAGAAACUCAGCUGGGGAGCCAAACCGUAGGCAACCUCAAGACCCCGACUAGGGCCUUAGUUUUGACACCUCCUAGGAAUUCCAGGCAGCUGUCGCCCAUGCAGUCUCCCAACUCCAGAUGUACUUCCUUUCCUGGGGCUUGAGGAAACAAAAUGAAUGCUUGCUUGACGGGGGAGUGCUCUGCCUUUGUUCCUCUUGACUUCUAGUGAGGCACAAGCCCCUUCAUUUGGUAAAUCUUACGUACAUUAGCCCUCAGCAGUGCUUACCCCAAAGUGUUUUGUACUCAGGCCUUUCACCAGGAACCCAUCCGCUGGCCUCUUGUGCUGAACAUCUUGUCCAAGUGGCUUGUGGCUUUAGGAGAGGACAGUCUCCUGAGAGAACCCUAAUUAUUAGGGUGAGGACACUUCUGGGGGCAGUGAAGCUGAUGGGCCUGGCUCGGCCUGUUGGCUCCACAGCCCGCCCACCCUGGUCUCAGUGCCAUGUGGCAUUACCAGAGAGUGGCCUGUAGGACUUGUCACCCACUCCAUGCAGAACUCCUGGUCUGGGGACGAGGCAGCUAGCUCAGAACUAAGGCCCAGAUCUAUUCGAGAGGGGGCUUCUCUCAUAAAGGAGCAAGGUGGCCCUGCUCGGCCUCAGCCCCUGGGGUGGGGAGUCCAGGAGGCAUGGAGAAGGCCGAGUGUAGUUGUGGGUAGAAAACCUUUCCCUACUGCACGGUUACACACAUGACAUUGGACUCCUGGCUAUGGCUUACUCUCACUCUGGUCUGGUGAUGGCCAAGGUAGUUUUUUAGGUAUCAACUGAAAAUAUCUAUCUGUAUAUCUAUUUACUGUGUUUUGUUUUGUUUUGUUUUUUUCUGAAUACGCAAGUGUAAAUAGUAUCAUUUGCAGUGCAAAGUCCUUGGCAAUAACUUUACGUUGUGUAUUAUGUUGAAAAAAUUGGCAAAUGCGACCACCAUGGAUUGUCCUUCCCGUCUGGGGCAAUGAUUACAUGUAGGACUCUGAACUUUAAACCUUCGGCGUGGUUGAAGCAGCAGCCUGCAUGUGUGGACUGUCACCAGUGCCUCGUCCAGGAUGCCUGGCCUUCAUCCAAAGGGACUCUCUGCCGCCCCAGCGCCCACACUGUGGCUCCUUCGCACUGACUAUGUCGGACUCUGCCGUAGACUGGUCCUCUUGUCUGGCUGCUGCAGUCUGUCUGUAAUGCCCUGACAUGUUGCAUUCUCCCCUUUUGGAUGAAUAAAAAUAAAAGCUUCUGUCUUCAACAGCA